AUGGCGAACGACUUCCAGUCUGCCAUGACCCUUCGGUCGCUCCGCAUUCUGAAGAAUGAACUGGAAUUUCUUUCUGAUUCAUCUGUCAUUCAGCGCCAUCAGCUGAAUGCGAUUCUGGCGCAACUGCCCUCCGAGGCCGAUGUCCGUGCUGCGACUCCUGGCCAGACCCAACGAGCGCCCUCACCAGUACAACCGCUACCUGUGCCCGUUCAAGCGCAACCCCCUCCAGCCCCAUACUCACCCCCCGUAUCUCAUAUGUCGAAUGUCUCGUUGAACGAGAAAGCGCCAAUCCCGGUCCACAACCAAUAUGUUUCCCCGCCGCCUCAGGCGCCGCCCGCUUAUCCUCAGGUUCCGCCAAUCCUAGCAAUCGCCUCAGCUCUGUACGCAUAUACACCCACUGAUCCCGGCGAUCUGGCAUUGUCACCAAAUGACCGCAUUCAAGUUAUUGAACACAUGAACGAUGACUGGUGGCGUGGUCGCAAUGAACGCACUGGCCAAGAGGGUAUCUUCCCUCGAAGUUAUGUAAAUAUCAUUAACGAGAAGGGCAAUGUCUCAUCACCCCCUCCUCCUACCAAUUAUGGAAAUAUGCCCUUGGAGGUCAGCCAGAGCGGAUCCGGUCCACAGAAUCCGGACGAGCCCAAAGAUAAGAGCAAGUUCGAACAGAACGGAAAGAAGUUUGGCAAGAAGCUAGGCAAUGCUGCAAUCUUUGGUGCCGGCGCUACCGUGGGCUCCAAUAUUGUCAACAGCAUUUUCUAG
Penicillium macrosclerotiorum is the source of this 756-nucleotide messenger RNA. Its product is annotated as SH3 domain-containing protein. The coding region runs from base 1 to 756 and encodes 251 amino acids. The record is from RefSeq and is a predicted model, not a curated record. Gene Ontology annotation, biological process: protein transport to vacuole involved in ubiquitin-dependent protein catabolic process via the multivesicular body sorting pathway. NCBI's taxonomy places the organism in Eukaryota, Fungi, Ascomycota, Eurotiomycetes, Eurotiales, Aspergillaceae. Gene Ontology annotation, cellular component: ESCRT-0 complex. Gene Ontology annotation, molecular function: protein binding. The transcript is spliced from 4 exons.